Molecule: messenger RNA, 1857 nt
Organism: Fomitopsis serialis
Lineage: Eukaryota; Fungi; Basidiomycota; Agaricomycetes; Polyporales; Fomitopsidaceae
Product: armadillo-type protein
Exons: 2
Coding region: 104-1795 (563 amino acids)
Cellular component (GO): eukaryotic translation initiation factor 4F complex
Molecular function (GO): translation initiation factor activity; mRNA binding; protein binding
Source: RefSeq, a predicted model, not a curated record
CGCAUGGGCGAAUAAGUCAGAAUACGAGCACGAUGGGCGGACGCUCAUCCAGGUUUUCCGGCUCGUGUUAGGGAAUGCAACAGAUGGGGCAAGGUGGUCGGAGAUGUACGCGCGGUUGUGCCGCAAGAUGAUGGAGCAGAUUAGCCCGAAGGUCCAGGACGAGGGUAUCAAGAACGUGGAGGGUAAACCCAUUGCGGGUGGUCAGCUCUUCCGUAAAUAUCUCCUCAACGGGUGCCAGGAAGACUUCGAGCACGGAUGGGCUGCGAAGGAAAGCACUGCCGCGGCCGCAGCCACCAAGGCCACCGCGGACCGGGCAGCCAGGGACGCCGCUGACAAGGACGAGGAUGGCGAGACUGCACUGUAUUCAGAAGAAUACUAUGCUGCGCAGAAGGCUAAGCGGCAAGGUCUCGGUCUUAUCAAGUUCCUCGGUGAGCUGUUCAAGCUCCAGAUGCUCACGGAGCGUAUCAUGCACGAAUGUGUCAAGAAGCUCCUGGGUAACGUCGAGAAUCCCGAGGAGGAGGAGAUCGAGAGUCUGUGCAUGCUCCUCACGACCGUCGGCAAGACGCUUGACACGCCGAAGGCCCGUGCGCACAUGGAUGUCUACUUCGCGCGCAUGAAGGAAUUGACGAGGCAUCCGAACGUCAACUCGCGUAUGCAGUCCAUACUUCUCAAUCUCCUCGAGUUCCGCGAACGCAAGUGGUCACCGCGUAACCUGGCUGCCACCCCCACUACGAUUGCUGCUGUCCAUGCACGAGCCGCGAGGGAGACCGCUGCGAACCGGGCGCAUAGCAUGUCGUACAGUGGCAGCAAGCGUGACGGUGACCAUUGUGAGCUGGCGCAAGCCGAGUUUGAUGACUGGUCCUCUGUUGACAACGCCUCUCGGCGUGUGCCCGUAAAGGCGGGUGCCUUGGACAACCUCUGCGAGAUCAGAAAUACAAACUCCACAACCUUUGAUUCUACGGGUGUGUUUGCGAAGGAGAAGAACAAGCACGAAUCCUCGCCAUCGUCAUGGGGCUCGCAUUUGUUCUCGAAGGUGAUGGGGAAGCCUGAGCUCGAGGCAGAGGCUGCGAUUGCUACGCAUUCGCAGGUCGGCCUAGAUCCCGAUGGCAGGUCCGUCGCCGAAAGUACCCCUCGUCGUAUGCCCGCAAAGGCAGGCGACGUAUCUAACUUAGACAAAACCAACUCUAUGACCUGUGGUCAUACGGGUGUUCUUGUGAAGAACAUGCAUGAGACCGCAUCGCCAUCAUUUCGGGAGCUCUCGGACAUGAUGGAGGACCCAGAGCCCGCUGCAGACACUGCGAGCGCACGGACUUGGACACCCAGCCGCGAUGCCAGUGUCGACUUCGGCUCCGCUGGCGUGCCCGAUGUUCCGCCACAGCGCAGGAAGCCGAAUCUACUUCCAUGUACCUUGCCUCGGCGCGACGAGACGCUGGACUGCUCGACGCCGGAUCGACUAAUAGGCUCCAAUGCACUAUCGAUGUCUGAGGAGGCGAAGACCCGCGUUGGCGAGGACUCGAAGGAGUUCUUCAGCAUCCGCGAUCUGGACGAGGCUGAAGUGUACUUCAGCAAGCUUCCUUCAGAGCACCGAUGGCUGCUCGUGGACAAGCUUGUUACCUCUGCGAUCGAGUCAAAUGACAGCGACGCGCGGCUCGUAGGCGACUUGUUCUCUCGGGCGGUGUCGAAGGAUCUCUGUUCACCAGAGGCCUUCGAGAAGGGUUUCGCACCGACCGCCGAGAUCCUUGACGACAUUGUCAUUGACGCGCGCGGCGCCGAAGGCACUCGACCUGAUGGCUGACAUGAUAAAGGGCGCGCAGCUUGACGAGGAGCGAUGGACCCGGCUUGUGAGCAAGUCUAUGG